AAUUGUAAUUAGUAAAGUGCACAAUUGUUACCUAGCUAACAUGUUCAAAUAGGAAAUGAAAAUUUCAACUGGUUUGAAAAUGAGAUUGAAAUCUUGUAUAAAAGGAAAACCCCCAAAAUUUUGUUGUAUUGUUUGAGAUUUAUCCCCAUGUUUUUUAGGUGAAUUGUUAUGGAUCAUUACCAUAGUUCUUGAAAUUUUGGAAUCAAAAUGAAACAAAUUAAGGUAAUUUUUUUUUUUUGUGGUGGAAAAUCCUGUCAGAAUAACAAGCCAUCAGUAAUUUUGAAAUAAGAGCAAGGAAGAAAAGUACGAUAGACCUGCUAUAGAGGCUAAAGUCGUCAAGAUUCACAACUCAUGCAAACUCCUUGUUAGGAUGGAUAUGCAGCAGAUGUACAGUUAUGGUGUGAAUGGUGUAAAUUUAUCCUCUGAUUCUUCCCACGACUCUACCCCGAUGAUUCCUGAUUGGGUUAUUACUCCUAUGAAAUUCGAUAUUGGCGGUUCACCAAAUUCUCCUCUUUCAUCUCGGUUUAAUUGUGAUACCUUUACUACACCGUGCAACAGCCAAGAGCAGUGUAGCUCAACUGAAAAUCUGUCAGCUGUCAGCCCUGCUUGUAACUCAUUUGAGACUGAUAGUUAUUAUCAGACCAACCCUUCCACCAUCUAUUUUCUUAACAAUCAAGAACGGCAGGGCAGCAUGGUGUUCAGGGAUGCGAGUGGUGCUCAGAACAUGAAGCUAGCUCUAGAGGAAAUUGAAUCUGCUCUGAUGAGCCCUGAUACCAAUGAACAUGAAGCAACCACUAUGGGUCAUGGCGAGUUCCAUGGGAAUACAAGGCCAGGAAAUUUGAACCAGAGAUCAAGACCAUCUUAUCAUGGGUCACCAGCAUCUCAGCCUGCCACAUAUAUUACUCCGACGCAACAGAAAUCCAGUCAUGGACUCAAGGCAGAGAAACGCCACAGAACGACCGAAGAACCACAGCAUGAAAUACAGAUUCCACAAGGUAACUUGAAGAAACUUCUGGUUGAAUGUGCAAGGGCACUAUCUGAAAACAGGAUGGAUGAUUUUGAUAAACUGGUCGAAUAUGCCAGAUCUGCUGUAUCAGUUAGCGGGGAUCCAAUCCAGCGUUUGGGUGCUUACAUGGUAGAAGGGUUAGUUGCCAGAAAGAGAUCGUCAGGUUCUGUAAUAUAUGGUUCACUGAAUUGUAAACAACCAGAAGGGAAGGACCUGCUCUCGUACAUGCGUCUUCUUUAUGAGAUCUGCCCGUACAUGAAAUUUGGGUAUAUGGCAGCCAAUGGUGCUAUCGCCGAAGCAUUUAGAAAUGAAGACCAGGUGCACAUAAUAGACUUCCAGAUAGCUCAGGGAACACAGUGGAUCACUCUGAUUCAAGCUCUAGCUGCAAGGCCAGGAGGGCCUCCCCACGUGCGAAUUACUGGCAUUGAUGACCCAGUCUCCCAAUAUGCUCGUGGUGAUGGUUUGGCGAAAGUCGGGAACAUGUUGGCGUUAAUGUCUGAGAAAUUCAAGAUCCCCGUCGAGUUUCAUCCGGUGCCAGUGUUUGCCUCUGAUAUCACAAGGGAAAUGCUUGAUGUGAGGCAUGGAGAGGCUGUGGCCGUGAACUUCCCUUUGCAGCUUCACCAUACCCCAGAUGAGAGUGUGGACGUGACUAAUCCGAGGGAUAUGCUUUUAAGGAUGGUAAAAUCUCUAUCACCCAAAGUGGUAACUUUGAUUGAGCAGGAAUCGAACACAAACACAACUCCCUUCUUAAUGAGGUUUAGGGAGGCUCUGGACUUCUAUUCGGCAAUGUUUGAGUCAAACGACACAGCCCUAGGAAGGGAAACAAAAGAAAGGAUCAAAGUGGAGGAACAAUGUCUGGCUAGGGACAUUGUGAACGUGAUUGCAUGUGAAGGUAGGGAGAGGGUGGAGCGCCAUGAGCUACUGGGGAAAUGGAGGGUAAGGUUCGAAAUGGCUGGGUUCAGGCCUUUCCCUCUGAGCUCUCACGUCAACUCAGUGAUAAGGGGCCUGGUUAAAAGUUAUUCACAGAGCUACACUUUGGAGGAGACAGAUGGAGCAAUGCUGUUGGGAUGGCAGAACAGGAACUUGAUAUCAGCGUCAGCGUGGUGUUGAGAAGAAUAACAUGGAUAGAUGAAUGUUGUAUUCGGGAAGAAAAACAAAGGAUAAUUAACCAACAACCUAAUUACGUUUAAGAAGUUGUUGAGCAUUUUUGUGAUUCAGUGGGAUAAAAACUUGUACUACUAUAUCUACUACUGGUGCAAUAUAAUUACAGGUUGUUGUUUUAUAUGUGAACCUUCUGAUCUCUUUCCAAAGUUUAAACACGUGUGUACAUUAGAUUUUGUAAAUGAGAGAUGCCUUUCUGAGCAAC
Messenger RNA from Papaver somniferum (opium poppy), 2372 nucleotides. RefSeq names its product chitin-inducible gibberellin-responsive protein 1-like. The record is from RefSeq and is a predicted model, not a curated record. The coding region runs from base 371 to 2116 and encodes 581 amino acids. Gene Ontology annotation, biological process: regulation of DNA-templated transcription. NCBI's taxonomy places the organism in Eukaryota, Viridiplantae, Streptophyta, Magnoliopsida, Ranunculales, Papaveraceae. Gene Ontology annotation, molecular function: DNA-binding transcription factor activity; sequence-specific DNA binding. Gene Ontology annotation, cellular component: nucleus. The transcript has 2 exons.